Heteronotia binoei (common prickly gecko) is the source of this 2470-nucleotide messenger RNA. It is a transcript of the gene SMPDL3A, whose product is annotated as sphingomyelin phosphodiesterase acid like 3A. Gene Ontology annotation, molecular function: sphingomyelin phosphodiesterase activity. The transcript has 8 exons. Lineage: Eukaryota; Metazoa; Chordata; Lepidosauria; Squamata; Gekkonidae. The coding region runs from base 11 to 1435 and encodes 474 amino acids. Gene Ontology annotation, biological process: sphingomyelin catabolic process. The record is from RefSeq and is a predicted model, not a curated record.
AAGAGGUCACAUGAGACAGCCAGACUCAGCGCUGAAGCCAGGGAAUAUGGAAGGCACGCGGGGGUCUCGCGGGGUCACACUGAGCCUGUGGGGGCUGCUGCUGCUGUGGAACGCGAUGCAGGACCUCGUUAGUUCAGCCCCGGCCCGAGCAAGUCCCCAGAUGCCCUUCGGAGCUGGUCAGUUUUGGCACAUCACUGAUUUACAUUUGGAUCCCACCUACCACAUUACAAUAAAUCGCACUCAGGUUUGUGCCUCUUCCAAAGGAAAGAAUGCCUCCAGCCCUGGUCUGUUUGGAGAUUUCAUGUGUGAUUCCCCAUAUAAACUUAUCUUGUCAGCUUUGAAGUACAUGAAGGAUUCUGGUCAACAGGCAUCCUUUAUGAUAUGGACAGGAGACAGCCCCCCUCAUGUUCCAGUUAAAGAGCUCUCCACAAAAAUGGUAAUUGAUAUUAUUGGUAACAUGACUUCUACCAUAAGAAGUUUCUUUCCAGAACUUCAAGUUUUCCCAGCCUUGGGAAAUCAUGACUACUGGCCACAGGAUCAGCUGCCUGUAUCUGUUAGUGAAGUCUACAGUGCUGCAGCAGAUUUCUGGAAACCUUGGCUUACUGAUGAAGCAGUUAGCACCCUGAGGAAAGGAGGCUUUUAUACACAAACACUUCAGCCCAGCUUUUCUGGGCCAUUACUUAGGAUAAUCAGUUUAAAUACUGUCUUGUAUUAUGGUCCCAAUAAUGUGACACUGAAUAUGACUGAUCCAGCAAACCAACUAGAAUGGCUGGAAGAUGUACUAGAGAUGGCACUUCAGAACAAAGAAAAGGUGUAUGUGAUAGGACAUGUGCCAGUAGGCUAUCUGCCUUUUGUUCGAAAUACUACUGCUAUAAGGGAAUACUACAAUGAGAGAUUGAUAGAGAUUUUUCGAAGGUACAGCAGUGUAAUUUCUGGGCAGUUUUUUGGACACACUCACAGAGACAGCAUCAUGAUUCUCCUGGAUAAAAAGGGAAAACCAGUAAACUCCUUGUUUGUAGCACCUGCUGUGACACCAGUGAAGUCUCUCUGGCAGGUGGAUUCCAACAAUCCUGGAGUGAGACUGUAUCAAUAUGAUUCUCUCUCAUACAGUGUCCUGGAUCUUUGGCAGUUUUACUUGAACCUCACAGAAGCCAACAUGAAAAAUGUAUCAGAUUGGAGACUUGAAUAUGUUAUGACCAAAGCUUACGGGAUAGAGGACUUAAAGCCAGAAAAUCUACAUGGAAUGGUAAAGCAGCUCAGUGCACCACACAGUAAAUUGUUCGCGAAAUAUUACAACAACUACUUUGUAAGUUAUGAUGGAAACAAAUUCUGUGAACAGCACUGUAGGGUCAGUCAACUCUGUGCAAUUCAGUAUUUAGACCUCCCAUCUUAUACAGAUUGUAUUGGAAAUGAAGAUACAUCACAAUAUGAAUAAAUUGUAAUGUCCAUUCUAAGGAAUUAUGUCCUUUAAAUGUAAAAUCUAAAGUACAGCUUAUUCAUUCCUUAUGCCAUGGCAUAUUUAGAAGCCGGAAUGACAACCAAGUCCCUUAAGUAUAUUAGCAUUUCCUUAAUUUUCUGCACUGCAGCAGUUCAGACAACUGGGGAAAUUGCUCAGUAUAUUUAAAGCAAGGGUGCUUCUGAAGAGAAUUCAAUAAAAUGUUCCAUUCAAAUGUGUAAAGCAUGCAAACUGUGAACCCUUAGAAAACCUAGACUUCAGUAGCUGCUCACAUUGUCAGUCAGGAAUCUUAUCUUGUAUAUUAUUCAGUUAUACAGGAUGUUUUGACAUAUAUGUAGGUCUGGGCACAUGUCACAAGAAUUAUACCAUUUUUCAUCUGUAAAAAUGUUAAGAUACACUCACUAGGAAAAAGUUGGGCUAAAAGUGGAUGAACAGUAAGCUUCAUCUGUUUACUUAAAGUGAUGGCCUUGUUUUAAGGGCUAGUAAUUUUGUUCAAGGACACCUGAGAGUAUAUGAGGGUACAAAGUAAUGCCUCCCUAAAUGCAGCUGUGGCAACUUUCUUUUAGAGUCGCACAUUUUUUGAAAAUAAAAUUUUAAAAAUUAUUUGGUAAAAAGAAAGAUGGAUACAAAUUCAUAUUUAAUUCUGUAGACAAAGCAUGUAGGCUUUUAUUAAGUAAAGCUCACCAUCCUAGACAGAAAAACAUUCUACUUAUCAUAUUUUUCAUAUUUUCUGCUGUAUGAAGGUUUUAUCAUGUCAGUUUCCUACUUCGUAUAGGUAGUAAUAGAAACCUUUAAAAUGUUAUAGUGUUUACAUAUUGCUUAUAUAACACAAUUACAUGGACUUCAUCCUGGAGUGAAUCAUGUGGCCUUAUUCCGAGUUUAGUAGACACUCCCUUGUAAACAUAGGAUUGCAGGCAUAAUACAAAAGUACAAUGUUAUCUACUAUCUCAGGGUUUAGUGUGAAUUACCUCAUUUGGGGACGAGGGGUUAAAAUAAACUUGAUCAUUUCAGAUA